This is a messenger RNA of Prunus armeniaca (apricot), 237 nucleotides long. Lineage: Eukaryota; Viridiplantae; Streptophyta; Magnoliopsida; Rosales; Rosaceae. The record is from the annotation of a GenBank genome assembly.
AUGUCUGAGGUGAACUGGGAAGAAGUUCGGGUGGGGGUGAAUGUAUUUCGUAGAUACGAUCCUGGUGGACCUGGCGGGGGUGGGGUGAGUUCGACACUGCUGAUGUCUGAGGUGAACUGGGAAGAAGUUUGGGUGGGGGUGAAUGUAUUUCGUAGAUGCGAUACUGGUGGACCUUGGGGGGGGUGGGGUCAGGGAGUGAGUGCCUUGUCGUAUUUUGAUGAAAAUCAUGAGGACUAA